AUGGAGCCUUCGGCAGCAUUGGCGGCCAUGCCGCCAGAGCAACAGAAGUUCAUGGUAGAGGCAGAGAAGCGUAGAAGGGCAAACGGCAUGGCACAGUUUCAAGAAUUGCACUACAGCAAUGAUGACCGCCUUCGACAUCUGGCAGAUGAUCCGUUCGCUGACCAUGCAGAACUUGAUAAGAUGCCGUUACCCAUCGAGUCGGGAGACCGCGUGAAGUUCUUAGUGAUGGGAGCUGGGAUGGGCGGGGUCGUGAAUGCCGUGCGACUAGUUCAGGCCGGUUUCUCGACCGAACAGAUUCGCAUUGUUGAAGUCGCCGGUGGGAUUGGGGGUACCUGGUACUGGAACCGUUACCCUGGGCUACAUUGCGAUAUAGAAUCUUACAUCUACUUGCCACUUCUUGAGGAGAUGGGGUACAUCCCAGCGCAGAAGUAUGCAUCGGGGGCGGCAAUUCGAUCAUAUCUUGUCGACGUGGUGAAGAAGUAUGGCCUGGACAAGACGAUCAUGUAUCGUACUGAGGUAAACGGCCUGCAGUGGAGCGAAGACGUUCACGCUUGGAGGGCAGAUAUGACGGUCAGCCGUGGCGAAAAUGGCCAGAACAAAAGUCACCUUUGGGCCAACGCCGAGUUCGUGCUCCUCACCACAGGCCUGUUUCCUCGACCGCAAGUGCCAAAGUUACCAGGUCUCGCUGGAUUUGAGGGUGCCAUGUUUCAUACAGCCAGGUGGGAUUACAAGGUUACUGGCGGAUCGAGCGAGGACCCCUUUCCAGCCUUGGAUAAGCUUAGGGGGAAAAGAGUUGGUGUUAUUGGCACCGGGGCUACCUCUGUGCAAGUUAUUCCAGAGGUGGCAAAAUAUGCCAGCGAACUAUACGUCUUCCAGCGUACACCCUCACAGGUCAAUGUUCGAGCACAGCGUGACACAGAUCCAACUGAGUGGCGCGAAACAGUUGCUGCCAUGCCAGGCUGGCAAAAACGCCGACAAGAGAACUUCUCCGAACAUGUUGCUAUGGGUGCGCCAGACGAUCAUGAAAACAUGGUCGGCGAUGGGUUUAGCAAAUUGAAGGCUUACUGUGCCAUUAUCGGAAGCGACCAGUUCGGUAUGAUAACUCCAGACAAGAUAUCGGAGCACAUCGGUACCAUGCUAGCGAGGGACGCAGAGCAUAAUGCAAAAGCGCGCGCCAGAGUUGCUGACGUGGUGAAUGACAAAGAUACCGCUGACAAGCUCACGCCGUGGUACCCAACCUGGUGUAAGAGGCCCACAUUCAGCGAUGUCUACUUGCAGACAUUUAACGAGAGCCACGUCCAUCUUGUUGAUACGGAGGGCAAGGGCGUUGAGAGUGCGACUUCUCGGGGUAUUGUAGCAAACGGGAAAGAGUACUCUCUCGAUGUCUUGAUCCUCAGCACUGGCUAUCGCUCGCCCGGGGUGGCGUCUGGCAACCCAGCCGCACGCAUCGGCAUAGAAAUAGUUGGCUACGGAGGUCGCCGUCUUGGAGAGAAGUGGGCUGCUGAGGGUGCGAGCACCCUGCAUGGAUGCGCUACCAACGGGUUCCCGAAUCUCUUCUGGAUGGGACCUUCGCAAAGUGGAGCAGCCCCAAACUACGCACAUGUUAUCGAGGUGCUCAGCAACCACGUUGCCUAUAUCAUCAGCCGUGCCCAUCAAGAAUCCGGCGGGACACACGUGGAUAAGGUGGUGAUCGAGGUAUCGCUUGAGGCAGAACAGGAGUGGGGUAUGAGGAUAGCCCAAGGUGCGGCACUCCUUGCGCCUGUAGCCACCUGCACUCCGGGAUACAUCACCAACGAGGGUGAGGCCAUCAACACGAAGCAGGAUCCGCAGGAGAUGCUCAAGAGCGCUAAAGGUGGCCCUUGGCCUGAAGGAAUGAUGGGGUAUAUCCGUGUACUAGAGGCGUGGCAAAGCGAUGGACAGCUGAAAGGCGUCAAGGUUGACGUGGCACCAAGACCGGGAGGACCAUGA
Messenger RNA from Neoarthrinium moseri, 1968 nucleotides. RefSeq lists its product as uncharacterized. NCBI's taxonomy places the organism in Eukaryota, Fungi, Ascomycota, Sordariomycetes, Amphisphaeriales, Apiosporaceae. Bases 1 to 1968 code for a protein of 655 amino acids. Gene Ontology annotation, molecular function: N,N-dimethylaniline monooxygenase activity; NADP binding; flavin adenine dinucleotide binding. The record is from RefSeq and is a predicted model, not a curated record. The transcript is spliced from 2 exons.